Messenger RNA from Exaiptasia diaphana, 1286 nucleotides. RefSeq lists its product as uncharacterized. The record is from RefSeq and is a predicted model, not a curated record. The transcript has 3 exons. Bases 58 to 909 code for a protein of 283 amino acids. NCBI's taxonomy places the organism in Eukaryota, Metazoa, Cnidaria, Anthozoa, Actiniaria, Aiptasiidae.
AUCAUAUCAUCACAAAAACCAGUAUAAAUAUAAACUUAAUAGACGUCGCCUGUAAUUAUGAAAUCGCUUUUGGAUAGUUUUCGUUCUUUUUACRAAGUUAUCUUAGUGUUAAUUUUUAUUCUUUCAAUAAUCGAUGCGCAACAAUAUCCGAAGAAAGAGAAGUUUUAUGCCGUGAAAGAAGAAGUCAAAUUUAUUCGUUGUGAAACCUGCCAAAAAGCAGUGAAAUAUUUGUACAGAAAAGCUAAAGAGAUGAAGGAUAAAGCUACGACUAAGAAGAUCUCGGAGGAAGAGAUAAUCAAUUUAGUUGAGAAGAGCUGCAAUCCUGGUAAAGAAGAAGGUGAAUGGAUUUCAAAAUUUGAUCUUGUUGCUGAUAACAAUGAGUUAAGAUUAGUAGAGAAACAARACUUUGGGAGGUGYAGAAAAGAAUGCCAGACUAUUGCAAAAGCUUGUGARGAAUCAAUAGGAGAAGCUGACACUGACCUUGGUGAACUGCUGUGGCAAGACAAGCUGUCUCUUUCUAAAUUAAUCAAYAAGUUUUGCUAUUCAAUGUCCUCAUCUUGUAAGAGCAAUAAUCCCAAAUUCAAAGGGAAGAGGGCUGAUGAAGAAUUUCUUGUUAUGUCUGAAGAUGAAAGGAAAGCUGAUCAAGUGCUAAAGCAGAUGAGAGGAAUUCCAGGAAUGCCAGGAAUGGAGAUGUAUUCAAGGGAAGACAUAGCUAAAAUGACUGAGCAAAUGGGUGGAAAGAAAGGCCAGGAGCCUGAACAAGCAAAAGAAUUGCCCAUUGAUGAUGAAGGCUUGCUWUAUGCUGGGGGAGAUGUGAGCUUCUUUCAAAUAAUGAAGGACAGUUAUUCAAGGUUSACAUCAUGGAUGAAAGGCCUUUAUAAUUCAGCUUUUAAAAAGUCAGAAUUAUGACAUCUCAACAAAAUUCUAUUUCUAAUAAGUUUACUAAAAUUAAGGCUUAACACAAGUAUGUGCACACUUUGUUCCAUGUACUAGGUCUUUUACAGGUAAAUGAAGGCAGGUGUUGUAUUUGUUCUGUAAAAGAGAGCAACAUGCAAAGCACUGAUCCUUCUUCAUUACAGCUUAUUAAGUUUUAUAUAUUUAGUGACCAAAGUUAUCUGUAACACCAUUUGCUCUCAUCUGAUGAACYACAAGAAUUAUGAGAAAAUCCUGCUUGAUAAAUAAUGCCACUUUGUGCAAAUGUAUGAGUUUGGUGAUGUGCUGAAAUUUAUUUAUAAGCAGUGUUAAUACAUGGAAAAUAAUGAAAAUAAAGUCAUUUUCAUAAUUAA